This is a messenger RNA of Xiphophorus maculatus (southern platyfish), 25029 nucleotides long. It is a transcript of the gene pclob, whose product is annotated as protein piccolo-like. Gene Ontology annotation, biological process: presynaptic active zone assembly; protein localization to synapse. Gene Ontology annotation, molecular function: protein binding; metal ion binding; structural constituent of presynaptic active zone. Bases 329 to 23323 code for a protein of 7664 amino acids. The record is from RefSeq and is a predicted model, not a curated record. Gene Ontology annotation, cellular component: GABA-ergic synapse; cytoskeleton of presynaptic active zone; axon. NCBI's taxonomy places the organism in Eukaryota, Metazoa, Chordata, Actinopteri, Cyprinodontiformes, Poeciliidae. The transcript has 37 exons.
UGUGCCCUCCAUCCCUCUUGCUUAGACGGGCUGACACUGAACGGGAGUUAUCCGACGAGGACUGAGGAGGAUGGCGAAGCAGAUCUGCUACAGAUGAAGGAAGUCUGAUGUAGAAGCUGAGCCAGAGGAGAGCCCUGGCAGCAGCAGCAGCAGCAGUAGCAGCAACAGCAGAAGGGCUGUAGAUGCCCUCUCCUCAGGUGCGGCUCCAGCCCAGGCCUCUGCUGGAGAGCCGGGUCAAAGAGGGGACAGCUCCUGCUCUGACUCUGAUAGCCUUAUAGACUCUAGUUCCAGUGAGGAGGAGGACAAAGUAGAAGAAGCAGACCCAGCCAUGUUCUCCUCCAAAUUUCUCAGUGGGGCGAAUCCCCUGAAUGCUAUGUCUUCUGCUGUGAAUAAGUUUGGCUUGUUCGGAGAUGAUGGGGAAGGGGAUAAAAAGUCACCUCCUCAACAGGGGAGGAAAGCAUCAGGAGAACCACAACCCGGACCUGGCCCUGGAAAAAACACGCAACAAGAACAGGCACCCCAAAAAUCCAACCAGGGUCCCCUUAUGCAAAAAUCCCAGCCUCUCCCUAAACAGGGAUCACCACAACUACGUGGCAAUGGACAGACUGCUCCACCAACAAAUAAACCUGCAGGACAACAAACUAAAGAUCCACCCCAGCAGAGUUCACCAAAGCAUGGAAUUCAACAUCAGGUUCCAGCAAAGGAUGAAGCACAACCUGUAUCUUCAAAACAAGUUCCACCCAAGUUGAAAGAACAACAAGACUCUGCUAAGAGUAGUGUACAAAAUCAAGAACUUUUAAAGUCUGGGGUACCCACAAACACUGGGUCAGAGAAAGUAAGCCAACAACAGCAGUCGUCACCAAAAACUAGACAACAACUGCACUCACCUAAGGUAGGACAACAGCAGAAAGGGGGCAAAAAUCAAAUAGCCGAUAGACAACAAGACAUUAAGUACCCAGGCACACCUGAAGUGACACCUGUUGGCUCUCCAUCAUUGGGAGCAACCAAAGCCAGACCUCAGUCAAAAGCAGUUUCUAAACCUCUUUGCCCAGUGUGUAACACAACAGAACUUAAUAUCCAUACCAAGGAAUCACCUAACUACAAAACCUGCACACAGUGUAAAACUGAGGUGUGCAGCUUAUGUGGCUUCAGUCCUCCAGACACUGAUGGGCAUGAGUGGCUUUGCCUAAACUGCCAAAUACAAAGAGCUCAAGGAACUUCAGAGCCACCAGGACCUCCUAAGAAAAGGCCUUCUGCUCCUCAAAACCAGAAACCACCACCUGGUGAACCUGCAAAAAAGGACAUUUCAACACCAGGUUCAUCACCGAAAGUACAGUCUAAACCAAUAAAAGUGUCAGCUAGCGAUGAACCUCCUAAAGGACCAGAAAAUCCAAAGCAAGGUGCCCGGUUAGGUCAAGCUCAGAGAAUGACACCAGAUUCUCAGCAAGCAUCAGGAUCUCCAAAAAUGCAUCCAAGUGGUCAACCUGGCCAAACGCAAAGCAGGGUUACUCCAGCUCCACAGCAGGCAUCUGGAGGUUUAUUUGGCUUUAGUAGUGGUGCUAAAAGUGAAUCUGCAAAACCAGAUGUGUCAGCAACGGGGAAGAUGUUUGGUUUUGGUUCCUCACUUUUUAGUUCUGCAUCUACCUUAAUUGGCUCAGCUGUUCCGGAUGAACCCAAAAUCACAACGCCAGUUUCUCCCAAAAUGCAGCUCACAAAGGACAGUAAGGCAGCUUCUGGCCAAAAGUUAGAACUAGAAAAAAAGCAGCAACAACCUCAGGAUAAAAAGACUCAGUCAGCAGUGCAGAAAGCAGGAAAAUCCCCUGCAGAGGCUCCAAAGGCAGCAACAGUCUCCCUCAAUCCUAUCGACAAGGGCCAAUCCAUUUGUCCGAUUUGUAAGAUGGUUCUUAAUGUUGGCUCAAAGGAUCCUCCCAACUACAACAGCUGCACAGAAUGCAAAAGCACUGUCUGCAAUCAGUGUGGAUUCAACCCCAUGCCAAAUGUAAAAGAGGAGAAAGAGUGGCUUUGUCUGAAUUGCCAGGUGAAACGAGCUGCUGCAGGAACUGAACCACAGAAAGAAACGCUCUUGGCUGAUUCAUUUAAAAAAACAACUGCAACAUCGCCUGGACCUGAAAGGACUUCUGCUCCUGGUUCUCCUCAGAAAAAAGAAUCAACAGUAGCUGUAAAACAAGUCAAGACUGAAGGACCAGUAAGCCAAAGGCAAGCUGGCCAAGCUCCUGGACAGAAGACACCUCAGCAGAGCCAAAGGAUAGAUCCUCAGAAACAAACCGACCAGACCAUCAAGCCUCCACAAAAAACUGGAAAUGCCACAACACAAGAGUCUGGAGGCCUCUUUGGUUUUGGUGCUCCUAAAAGUCAAAGUGAUGCAGCAAAACCUGCAGAAUCAGUGACUGGGAAAAUGUUUGGUUUUGGUACUUCCAUCUUUAGCUCUGCUUCAACUCUAAUUACUUCAGCUGUCCAUGAUGAUCCCAAAACUACAGCACCUAUUUCUCCAAAGUUGUCCCCUGCAAAGGAUCCCAAAUCUCUCACAGUCAAAAAGCAAGAACAGGAGAAAAAGCCACAGCAGGUACAGCAAACCCCAGGUCCAACACCAGUGAAGCCAGAAGCAGAUAAACCUCCCUCAGAACUGCCAAAGAAAGAAUCAGCCUCACCACUUAUUUCCAGAAUGUCUGAUUCCACCUGUCCUCUCUGUAAAGUAAAACUGAAUGUGGGCACCAAGGACCCUCCAAACUACAGCACCUGCACAGAGUGCAAAAUUGUUGUCUGUAACCAAUGUGGAUUUAAUCCCACACCAAAUGUAAAGGAGAUCAAAGAGUGGUUAUGUCUCAACUGCCAGGUGCAAAGAGCACUUGGGGCAUCUGAGCCUCCAGGAACACCUGUGAUGAAAUUACGAGCCUCUCCAAACAAAACAUCUGCAUCUGCUGAUGCUAUACAGAAAGAAACACCCUUACAAGAGAAAGAAAUUUCUGUACCUGCUAAUUCUAAGGAGACUAUGCUAUUAGGCUCCCCACAGCACAAAUCACAAAAAUCAGUUGAGCAAUCAGCAAAGGCCGAAGUCAAAAAAGGACCCGAAUUAAGAAAACAGGUCAUACCAGAAGCCAGUCAAAAAAUUCUGGAACAAGACCAAAAGACAAGUUAUAAUAAGCCAUCAGACCAGACAAGUCAGACUGAACAAAAAAAGAGUGGUAUUGCAUCAACAAAAGAGGAAGAUGGAAGGUCCUUAAAAUCUGGUGGUUCCAAGCCUCAACCAGAAGCUACAAAACCUACUGAGUCACUUGGAGGAAAAAUGUUUGGCUUUGGUUCUUCAAUGUUGAGUUCUGCUUCCAAUUUUAUAACCUCUGCAGUACAAGAUGAAUCAAAAACACCACCAGUAUCUCCCAAACUUCCAGCAGCAAAGGGAACCAAAUCAAUUCCAGUUCAGAAAUAUGACUCAGAGAAGAAACCAGAGCAAGUUCAGCAAACUAGUCACUCUCCAUUGCUGCAAGCCAAAGUAAAUAAAGAUGUAAUAUCUUCAGAUAGUCAAAAGACUGACCACUCUACCUGUCCUCUAUGUAAGACUGAACUCAAUAUUGCUUCCAAAGAUCCUCCCAACUACAAAAAAUGCACAGAAUGCAAGACCACUGUGUGCAACCAGUGUGGAUUUAACCCAAUGCCAAAUGUGUCAGAGGUCAAAGAAUGGCUAUGCCUGAACUGCCAGAUGGAAAGAGCUCUCAGUGCCUCUGAUGUCACUGGACCUUCCAUAAAACCAGAGACUGAAACAAACAAAGCUUCAGCGUUAACUGUAUGUCAGAAAAUCCCACCUCCUAAACAAAUGGAAUGUCUAAAGAAGGAAUUGUCUGACAAAAAGAUAGAAGCCCCACUACCUGAUUCAUCUAACACCGAGAGGAGCUCCACAUCUGCUUCUCCUCAGAGAACACAGCGUGCAGUUGUACCACCUGCUGCUAAAGAACCAGAAGCGAAAAUACAGCCUAGCCCAAGCACUGGUCAGUCUCUUUCAAUUGUCGAAAGAGUAACAAGUACACAGAGACAGACUGGCCAGGAAAGUGAGUGUGACCCAAAAUACAUGAAGAUGAAACCAGAUCUUCAAGAGGAAUCAGAAAAAACAACCGGCUCAAAAGAUACUAAAAAAGUAUCUGAGGCUUCAAAAACAACUGAAUCCUUGGGUGGAAAGAUGUUUGGAUUUGGUUCAUCUAUUUUCAGCUCAGCAUCAAAUCUGAUAUCGGCUGCUGAAUCACGAACUACACCACCUGGCUCUCGUAAGAUGUCUGCACCACCCCAACUCUCUGGCAAGAUGUCUGUUUCACCAAAGAUUUCACCAAAAAGUACACCUACAGUUUCUCCCAAAAUGUCACCAGUUAGAGAACCAAAGGUUCUUUCUGCGAAACCAGGGGAAUCUCAGCUGAAGAAAGAAGACAAAGUUCUAUCACAGCCACAUGUAGGAACAGUCUCUCUAAGAUGUUCAGAUGGAGGUCCAACUAUCUGUCCACUGUGUAAGGGUGAGAUGAACAUUGGCUGCAAGCAGACUCCAAAUUACAAUACCUGCACUGAAUGCAAGACCACAGUUUGUAACCAAUGUGGAUUUAACCCCAUGCCCAUGGGUGAGGUAAAAGAGUGGCUGUGUCUUACAUGUCAGGUGAAGAGAGCAGUUGGACCACCUGAACCUCCAGGCCCUCCUGCUUUAAAGACCCAAACCUCACCCAGUAAAUUUCCUCCACCCACUGAUGUUCAGCUGAAAGAUACCUCCAAACUAAUUUCUUCUCCAAAAAAGGAUGGUCUCGAUGUUGUGGAGCAAUCUAGAGAACCUUUAGGGAAAGUUUCACCACAGAGAAAACAGUCAAUGCCAUUAAGCAAACCUCCAUCUAGUGAUGCUCCUCUAAAACAAGUUAGCCCUGCACUAGAUCAGAAAGCACCUCAAGAAAAACUAAAAGCCGAAGAAAAGAAACCAUCAGAUCUGACAAACCAACAUGAACGCAGACGGAGUAGCACUACUCCAGCAAAACAGCAAGAGUCUGGAGGCUUCUUUGGCCUUGUUGAAUCUAAACCUCAGCCAGAAGGAGCAAAGACUGCCGAGUCAGUAGGUGGGAAGAUGUUAGGGUUCAGUUCAUCCAUCUUUAGUUCUGCUUCUACCUUAAUAACCUCAGCGGUGAAGGACCAGCUCAAUACAACACCACCAGUUUCUCCCAAGAUGUCUCCUUCAAAAGAGGCAAAAUCACCUACAGCUCCAAAAGUAGAACAGGAGAAAAAGUCAGAACAGCAACAGCAGUCAGAGGAUCAGCCAACUGCAGAACCAAAAUCAAAAGAGAUCAAGCCUUCUGCUUCCCAAAAGCUUGAGCAGCAGAAGAAAGCAGAGACAUCCUUGCAGACAAAGACCCUUCCAUCAGUACAGGCUAAAGUGGAGAAAACCCCAUCAGAGGCUUUGAAAUCUGAAGCAGGUACCCCUGCAAGUGUCAAACUAGAACAGUCCACCUGUCCACUGUGUAAGAUCAAACUCAACAUAGGCUCCAAGGAUCCACCCAAUUAUAAUACAUGCACACAGUGCAAAAACACAGUGUGCAACCAGUGUGGAUUUCACCCAAUGCCAAGCAAAACUGUGGUUGAGUGGUUGUGUCUCACCUGUCAGAUGGAACGAGCUCUGGAAGUGACAGAGCCUCCAGGAGUUACUUCUCUCAAGCCUCAGGCAAAAUCCCAAGCAGGCAUCACCAGCCCAGCUGAACCUGAAAAGAAAGUCUCCUCUGCACCACAGUCACCUCAGAGGAAAUUAUCUUCACCCGCACAGCCCCCUGAGACAGCUGACAAGCAAGUAGUUAAUAAACAGGCUAGCCCAGUUCCUUCUAAGAAAACCCCACAAGAACAGCAGAAAACAUCAGGCCCAAGCAAAUCACCAGGGCAGACAAGGCAAGCUGAACAGAAGCAGAGCAAUGUGACGGGGGUGCCACAGAAAGAUUCCGGUAGCUUCUUUGGAUUAGGCAAAGGUAAAACUGAGCCUAAUGUGGACAAACCAGUGGAGUCCGUCUCUGGAAAAAUGCUUGGAUUUGGUUCAUCCAUUUUCAGCUCUGCUUCUACAUUAAUAACCUCAGCUGUUCAAGAUCAACCUAAGACCACUCCACCAGUAUCUCCCAAGUUAUCCCCUGCAAAAGAAGUCACAUCCCAUGCUGCCCAAAAGAAGGAGCAGCCAGAAUCUCAGCAGCCUAAGGCACCUACUCUGGUCCAAGUCAAAGAUGACAAGGGUCAGCCAGAAGCUUCGAAGAUUAUAGAAGCUUCCAAAGGUGCUAUCAAACCGAACACCAGCUGUGUGCUCUGUAAGGCUGAACUUAACAUGGGGUCCAAAGAUCCACCUAACUACAAUACCUGCACCGAAUGCAAGAAUAGAGUUUGUAAUCAGUGUGGAUUUGACCCCAUGCCAAACCAGUUAGAGAUGAGGGAAUGGUUGUGUUUGACUUGCCAGAUGCAAAGAGCUCUGGCAGCAGCUGACUCAGUACAGCCUCCUCUGAAGAAGGUUCAGGGAUCUCCGAGCCAAGUUUCCUCACCUGGUACUGUCAAAAAAGAGGUGACAAAUGAAAGGAAACACAGUAUUUCUAAAGAAGUUGAAGUUAUUGACAAAGCACAAGGUGCACCUCAAAAGAAAGACAUAUUGCAAACUUCUGCCUCAUUGACGUCAAAAGAUGAAACAGCUUCAGCCUCAGGUCUAGCAAAAGAUCAGAAAACCAAUUUAUUUUCUACUGAGGGUACUCUAAAGUCUUUGGUUCCUCAAAGUGAAGAGGUAGGGCCUGUUGUUUCUGAUGUCAAACAACCAAUGCCUGCACAAGGUCCUCCUGUUGCCAUAGACAGGAAGACAACUCCACUACCUCCAGACACAUUCGAAAAUGAGGAGAAAUGUGAAACUAUAAAGACAUCAGCUGGACAGCUUUUCAAAUCCAUAGAGGAUGUAAAACAAUACCAAGCCAAAGAACCUCAAAGAAAAGGUUCAGAAGUAGAGGUCAAAGAAGAUGAUGAGCAGAAAACGCAUGUCAAAAAGAUACCAGACAAACCUCAGGAGCCUAAAAUUACUCCAACAGGGCAGAAAGAAGAUGGUAAAGGCCAGAUGGAAUUGACAAAACAGGCUCAAGUUGCUUGUCCACUCUGCAAGGUGGAGCUUAACAUUGACUCCAAGAACCCUCCCAACUUCAACACCUGCACUGACUGCAAAACCUCUGUUUGCAACAAAUGUGGUUUUAGUCCAAUGCCAAAUAUCUCUAAGGCAAAGGAAUGGUUGUGUCUCAACUGUCAGAUGCAGAGAGCUCUUGGAGCUUCUGAACCCCCAGGCCUCCCAAUGAUGAAAACACAACCUUCACCAAGCAAAGAUUUUCCUGCCCAUAAACAGAAGAAAGAAAGCCUAACUGCUACUAUUUCCAAGCAAGAGAUUUCUGAGCCAGUCACUGACCCUGCUAACAUUAUUAUGGCCAGAGAAACAGAACUCCUUCUUGUUAGUGAACCAACAAAGGAGGUCUCUUGUGCAUCUGCUUCAGUCCCUGAUGAAAGUGGUCCACCAACUGCCACAAAUGUAGAUGUUUCACCAGCCUCACAAAAGCCAUGUUCUGAUGUGCCGAAAGUACAACCAGACACACCACAGCAACAAAUUCAGAAAGUUCCUUCUUCUACUAAGCCUGCUAUUCCAACAGAUGAGGCAAAACGAGGUCCACCUACAGACAAGCCUACCUCUACACCACAGCAGAAGGGAGCAAAACAACCCACAAUACAUCCUAAGAAACCUGAGAGCUCUCCUAAGUCUGCAUCGCCAUCAGUUCAGGCUACAAAACCAGAGUCAGGUAGCUUCUUUGGUUUUGGAGGCCCUAAAACACAGCCUACAGCAGAAAAACCUGCAGACUCAGUUACUGGAAAGAUGUUUGGCUUUGGCUCGUCUUUCUUAAGUUCUGCAUCCAAUUUGAUUACUUCAGCUGUUCAAGAUGAAAAUAGAACUACUCCGCCUACUCCUCGUAAGAUGUCCGCCACAGAUAGAGCCUCUCCAAAGCCUACACCACCAGCUUCUCCUAAAACAUUACCAGCACUGGGUGCUAAGGUAACUUCUGUGCAGAAGACUGAGGACAAGAAUUCUGAGAAACCACAGCCGACUAAAAUUCUUCCAACAGAACCAGCCAAAGUGACAAAAUCACCUUCAGACAACUCUAAAGUACCACUAAAUGGGCAAGAUGCUUCCAAGACUGAUCUGUCAGUGUGUCCACUUUGUAAGAUCAAGCUAAAUUUUGACUCCAAAGAUCUUAAAAACUACAACACUUGCACAGAGUGCAAGACUACAGUGUGCAACCAGUGUGGAUUUGAUGCAAUCUCAAAUAUAUCAGAGACAAAGGAAUGGCUUUGUCUAAAUUGCCAGAUGCAGAGGGCAUUGAAAGUGUCAGAGUCUACUGUAGCUCCCGUGGCAAAACAGACACCAAGCGAAAUUUCACAGUCUUCUCCAGUUAUACAGAAGGAAACUGUUACACCAAUCAAGCAUAUCCAAAAAGAUGCCAUGGAAGCUGCAACCCCAUUGCCAACUGCUCCACCUCAGGAAGAUUCUGUCAAAAAGGUGCCAGUGGUUUCAGGUUCUGACCAGCACAAACCAAAUGAAAACCUACAACAAAUGAAGAUUACUCAACGUACCAAACCAGAAGUAAAGCCAGAUGUUGGAAAACAAGACAUUGGAAAAGUGCAGCAACAGCCUGCAAAGCUACCCACACAGCCAACCAAAAUGGCUUCACCAGUUCAGCCUACUAAACAAGAAUCUGGGGGCUUCUUUGGAUUUGGUGCACCUAAGGCACCAGUGGCAGCAGCAAAAUCUACUGAAUCAGUGACUGGGAAGAUGUUUGGCUUUGGCUCAUCUUUUCUUAGUUCUGCAUCUACACUAAUCCAAUCAGCUGUUCAGGAUGAACCUAAAACCACACCACCUACUCCAAGGAAGAUGUCCACUACUGCUCCUACUUCACCUAAAGUCACACCUCCAGUUUCUCCUAAGAUACCCCCUGCCAAAGAUACAAAAAUACCUGCUACACAAAAAUCAGAGCCACUUCAGCAAGAUAAGCCUACUCCACCACCUCAACACGACAAGCCUACUCCACCAACUUUGCAAGACAAGCCGGUUCCACUAUCUCAACAGAACAAGCCUACUCCACCACUUCAACAAGCCAAGCCUGCCUCACCACUUUCACAGAUGAAACAUACUCCACCACCUUUGCAAGAUAAACCUGCUCCACCACCAAAACAGGACAAGCCUGCUCCACCACCACAACAAGUCAAGCCUACUUCAUCAUCUCAGCAAGACAAGCCCAUGCCACCACUUUCACAGACCAAGCCUAAUCCACCACCUUUGCAAUGCAAGCCUGCUCCAUCACCACAACAGGACAAGCCUACUCCACCAUCUUUGCAAGACAAGCCUGCUCCACCACCUCAACAAGACAAGCUUAUGCCAUCACUUUCACAGACCAAACCUACUUCACCACCCUUGCAAGAAAAGCCUGCUCCACAACCACAACGGGACAAGCCUACUCCACCACCUUUGCAAGACAAGCCUGCUCCACCACCACAACAGGACAAGCCUACUCCACCACCUUUGCAAGACAAGCCUGCUCCACCACCACAACAGGACAAGUCUGCUCCACCCCCUCAAAAAGACAAGCCUGCUCCACCACCUCAACAAGACAAGCCUGCUCCACCACCUCAACAAGACAAGCCUAUGGCAUCAUCUUUGCAAGACCAGCCUACGCCAUCUCCUCCACAGACCAGACCUACUCCAUCAUUUCAAGAAAAAAUAGAAGGUUCACCACUGUCCACAGAGGUGAACAAGGUUCUUCCUACACCAAGUGUGUCUACCUGUCCUCUGUGUAAGGCUGAACUGAAUGUGGGAUCAACAGAUAGUCCAAAUUACAACACCUGCACUGAAUGCAAAAACACUGUCUGCAAUUUCUGUGGAUUUAAUCCCAUGCCUCAUACUGCAAAAAAGGAAUGGUUGUGCUUGAGCUGCCAAACUCAAAGAGCUUUGUCAGGACAACUCGGAGAUUCAGAACAAAUGUCUCAACCUACAUAUGUGCCUGCCAAACCAGAAAUCCAGGCAACAUCAACUUCUGACAUGGCUGCGUCCAAAACCUCACCCAUCAAAAUUGAGCUCACAACUGAAGUCACGGCACCAAAAACUGCCCCUACUGAGGGAGUACAAAUAAUUUCAGCUACAACACCGAAGGAAGAACCUGCCAAGAUAAAAAACCUAGCUCCUGUUCCUUCCAUAGAAAAAGAAAAGGAGAGAAAACAGUUAGUCACCAUGAUAGAUGUUUCAUCUGUUGCCUCAGAUAAACAGUCUUUUGAAGAUUCCAUUCAAGAACCUGUUGUAGCAAAGCCUGAUGUGUCAAUCACCAAAACUUCUGACAUGGAAACUGUUAAAGAGGAGAAACUGCAACCAUAUUUACAAGAACAGGAAAAGGCAGUGGAAUCUGGAAAAACAAAAGCAGCUGACAGCAAGGAACUGGAUGAUAAGAUGAUUGAAAAGAUUACUGACAUCUCAACUCAAGUUUCACAGUCACUCCUUACAGCGAGACUGGCCUCCGUUGAAACCAACAAAGAGUCUGCAGAAAAAAGAAGAGAUCUCCCUCAAACCGAGCAAGCAGCAAAUACACUCAGUUUUGGAAAAGAAGAGUAUGAUGAUGAUCAACCCCAGAUUUUACCUGUCCUUCAAGAACAGCCUGAGAUUAAGAUUUAUGAUAUAGCGAAGAAUGAUUCAAGUAUAGAUCACUCUAUGCCAGAAAAAGAGGAAGUUAAGCCAGAGAGAAGGCGUUUAAGUUUACAAGCAAUGGAGAGCAGUGAAAGUGAAGUUACACCUUUAUCAUCCCCUAAAAUUGGAAGAAGGAUCUUAAAGGUUAGCACUGUUUCAUCUAGCAGCGAGGACAAAACUGAAGGUGCUGAUUCUUCCAUAGAAGAUGAUGAGUUCAUACGCAAUCAGAUUUUGGGUAUGGGAGAUGAGAAAGACAUGUCCAUAUCAGAAGAUGAGAAAGAAAGUAACUUAGAAAAUAUGGAAGCUUUCCAGAGUAAUACACUUGACAAUGCUUCUAUCAAAGCCAAAUCUGUACUGAACAAGGGUGAAUCAAAUAUUAAUACCCAGACUGAAUUACCCAUUAAAAAUGAUGCUGCAAUUUCUCAAAAUAUUCCCGAAUCAUUUCCAAAGACUAAUUUUAAGAAAGCUAUUCCUGUAUUGAGGCAGAGGCAAAGCACUGAUGAAGAAAUAGAUAGCCUCACUGAAUCCUUGUCAAAGGGUUCAUCCAGUAUUCAAGCAUCAAGCGUGACUCCAGGGUCUUCACCUUCAUCAGUUUCAUCUUUGGAAGAGGACAGUGAUAGCAGUCCAAGCCAAAAGAAAGGUAGUGAGCAAAGACAUCAUCGCAAAAGUAGACAGAGGUACCCCACUCAGCCUCUUCCUACUAUUGAAAACUCCUCUGAUGAAGAAAAGACAAAGACACAAGACAAACCACUGUCUUCACCCAGUGAUGUGUCCUCUUCAGAAGAUUUAAGGCAGGUCACUGUCAUCAACGAAGGCCAUAAAACAUUUGGCUCAGAGUACUUUGCUAGUAAAGAAUCUGAACCAGAGAUUAAGAGAGCUGUACAAAGAGGACGUAAACCUUCACCAACAGUAAUACCUUACACCCCUUCUGAUCAAUUUGAAGAAAAAGACACAGCAACAAAAUCAUUAAAGAGUGCUGAAGAAGCAUAUGAGGAAAUUAUUCAGAAAACAAAAGCUAUUCCAGGAGAAAGUCCCCCCGAUAUUGAACCCCUUUAUGGAGGACUGGCAAUAGAAGACUAUCUUUAUGAAUCUUUAGUAGAGGAACCAGAAAUUAAAAUAAGUGAAACUCAAGAAGAACCUGAAUUUGAUACUGCUUCUCAAUCUCUUAAAAAGCUCAGAUCCCCUGAAGAAGUUUAUGAGGAGAUGAUGCAAAAAAAAAGGGAACUGAUGAUGAUAGAGCAAGAAUUUCAACAAGCCUGGACAGCAAUGGAUUCUUCCUCAUUGGAGGCUUUGGUCCAGGAGCUUCCUUCAGAGGCUGACACUUGUGUGGUGACUAUAUCUGCUGAAGAUGGCAUACCCACUGAAGAUACUCAGAUUACUGAACAAAAAUAUAUGCCUCCCUCAAAUAUUGAUACUUUAAGUGAACUACCAGUAAAGAGAAAAAAACGUCCAGCACCCCCACGCCCAUCUGAGCCCCCUAGGCGCACUGAGGUAACAGUUGUUGCCAGUACUCCCAGUGGAUCCAUAACUUUUGUCAGGCCUAUGAUACCUCAAGAUCCUGCACUCAGAAAGGCACUGUUUCCAAUACCAGACCUUAAGAUUACUCAAUGCUCAUCUGGUGAAGAAGAGGAUGAUAGUCUUGUAGAUGAGUAUGCCAUAGGUAUUUCAUCUGACAUUACCCCCAGUGAUGACUCUGAUACAAGAGAUCAGUCCAUAAGUCCAUCUUUGUCCGAAACCAACGACAUGGAGCCUAUAUGUAUUAUUUGUGAAAUUCCAGAGCCAAAGCCCAUCCCAACUCCAAUAUCAGCCCCAGAGCUAACAACUACACCUUCUCCUGUUUCACCAGUUUCACCCCCAACUUCACCAGCUUCUCCAGAUUCUAGUUUGGCCUCAAAUGUGUCAUCAUCAUCUUCAUUUCAGGCUCGAACACCACUUUCAUCUGACUCAACUCCACUGUCCACACCAACCCCUCCAACUUCAAUAAAAGACCAUUCAGUUGAAGAAACCUUAUUGCCAUUGUCUACCACAUUUGAAACAGCACCAUCAAGUGAAACAUUAAUUCCUUAUUAUGAUUUAGCCACUGUUGUAGUUACAAUUCCAGAUUUGGUAUCUGAUCCAUCCAAAAUUCAAGCAACACAGACCGUUCAAAGAAAGUCUUUUACAACUAAGACCCCAGCUCCACCCUCGUUUGCGACUUCAUCUGCAGUAACUUCUAAGGUCCAAAUGCCAGACUUAGUUUCCUCUCCAUCACAAGUACCAAUUAAAGUUCCACCUGUUUUACAAGUUUCAGCACCAAGUCCAGCACCUAUUGUUGUCUCAGCUCAGCCUUUAGUCCAAAUCAUACCUGCACCUAUUGCUACCACAACUUCAGCUUCAACAAGUGAUCUCUCAUCAUCAAUCUCUGUGGUAUCAUGCCUUGAGCCUGUCAUAGUCCAGAUGCCAGACUUGGUUUCAACUAAUGCUCCAAUUAUUUUACAAACACCACAACCAAUCUCAGCCCUCAUAACUACCCCAGCUCAAGCUCAAGCCAAAGUAGUACAUUCAGUCCCAGUACAAUCGUCUGUACCAUUAAUGAGAACAGUGGUAGUCCCAGCAAAAGUUCAACCUGAGCAGGGAACUAUAUCAUCUCCAGCAUUAACUACUGUUGUCAAAAAGAAAGUCCCUCCUCCUCCCCCUCCUCGAUCUACUUCAGUUUCAUUACCCUAUACCACCUCUGAGAUGCCCCUUAUAAAGACAGCCAUGCCAUCUGCAUCAGCUAUUGCACCCACAGUCACUGCCCAACCAAUGCAAUCUGUAGUUGUAGAUAUACAGCCAAGAAUGGACAUUGCACAAUCAGGUAGUGCACCUGUUCCUCAAGUAGUGACUCCAACUAGACAAGGGCAUGUAGUUAUCAUUGUACCAAGCAUGGAAAAAAUAUCUCUACUUGAACAAACCAAACAGGAUGGAGAUGAUGCAGAGCCAAAUGUUACUUCUCGUGCAUAUGGUAGUCAACAAACUACAAAUGACACACUGUGUACAGACACUUCAACUGUGAAAGUGCUUUCAGCUCCACUACUUCAACCUAAACCUACACAUGGAGCAAAAGUGGUAUCAAGUGGGGAUGUGACUCCUGUAACAGACCCAACCUCAUCACCUCCACCCCUUUUACCAAAACCACUGGGAAGCUCUGUUCCAACUUUAGUCACAAGCACUAUAGCAACAGUUGCCCCUGUUUCUGUAACAGUGUCCAGUCCUUGUCAUAUCUCUAAACCUCCUCCACCCAUACCACCCAAGCCUAUAUCAAUUCCAGCUGGAUUAGUUUUUACCCACAAGCCAGGAGAGAAUAUCAGACCUCCUCCUCCUGUGGCACCCAAAGCAGCAACGCUACCUAGGAUGAAGGAACCUCCAAAAGCCCUGUCUCUUAGCCUUGCAAGACCUUCGGAGUCUAAACUGGGUACAACAUCUCCCAAGUCACCUGUGUCCCCUAGGCAUGCAAAAUGUUUACAGACAUAUGUGGUGAUCACUCUACCAUCUGAGCCUGGCUCUCCAACUGAGACAAUAACAGUUCAAGCACCUGUUAGGCGAAAAUCCAUCCCGUCUUCUACAGUGUCAGACAUUCAAACAACAGUACCAGAGAAGAAGACACCCACUGAAAUUAUUUCAGCACAGGCUACAGUUAGGAGGGCAUCUGUCCCCACUAUUAAGCAUCCACCGCCGAUUAUUAAAGCAGUCAAUGUGGAAGCAGAGCAAACAGAAACCUCUGAGAUGGUGACUGGCAAAGUACAAACAGGCAAAUUCUCUGUGCCCCCUGCUGUGCAACCAAUAUUUUCUGUUGCUGAUGUGAUUACAGUGUCAUCAGAUCAGAAAUCCUGCAUCAUGGCACAUGCUGUAGCACCAACAAUCAAGAAGUCAUAUGUGUCACAAGAAGACUCAAUAACUCAACCCCAUUUAACUUUUGAACCAACAUCAGAAUUAUUUCUAAAACCCACUGAGCCAAAAUGUUAUCUGAUUCUGAGCGAUCAAUCCAUAGUAAAUGAGCAAUCUGGACCAUCUGUGUCUCAGCAGCCAUGUGCAGUUACAGAAGUGGGAACAGUAUUUCCAACAAGUUUAUCUGAAGAGCCAAUUCUUCAGUCAACCAAACCAAUUGCAACUGUACAACCAGGGUGUCUUGGGGAAGCUGUUUUUGUGCCAGAGCCAUUGAAACCACAUGUAGAAGUAGUUGUCUAUGGGACACCACCUACAGUACACUCUAUAAAUUAUGAUCAGCAUGUUUUAUCUCAAAUAGAUGUGCAAGGUACAGAGCAUAUGGAACAAGACAUAGAUAACUGUGUCACAGAGGCAGUUCUGAUUAGAUCAGCAAUACAAGAUGAGAGUUAUGAAUUUGCAGCUGAAGAACCAGAUACAGCGAUUGAAGUUGUUGUUCACUCUAAAGAUGAAAACAUACCUGGGGUUUUUGAAGAUGCAUUCCCCUUAUCAGAGCUCUCAUCAACUCAACAAACUGAUCAAUCUUCAGAAAAUAGGGUUGUGGUGACAGACCAGAUAUUCACACACCAGCUAAAUCUUGAUGCUUUAGAAAGUACACUCUCUACAAAGUUUGAAUACCCCUCAGAAGUUGUUACAACUGACCCUGGUUUUAGGUUGCCUGAGGUUGCUGUAGUGUCUCCUGUACCUCAUCCUCUCACUGUUGCCACUGUUGUGACACCAACAUCUAAAGUGUCUGAGUUAAUGCCACUACCUACAGUUGCUGAAACUGCAGCAAUUACAAGCAUAGGGUCAACACUUUCACAUCAUAUGGAAGGAAUUCAACAUGUUUCAACACAAAGAGAUAUUAGUUAUACUCCCCAGCAGAGUGAAACAAGUGCAGCCACAAUUAUGUCAUAUCCUGUGGCAUCAAUGGAAGAAAUACCAUUGCAAUCUAGACAUGAAAGACUAGCAGGAUUCCCACCAAAAUAUGAAGAUGAAAUGAUUUGUUACAUGCCUUCAUUAGAGAUACAACAGCAUGAACUUGCAGAAUUCCCAGUCAUAAAAAACGAUGAGACUAUUUAUAGAAGGAGGUCAUCUAUCUCAUCCAUAGUACAAUCACCAUACACCACUAGUGAUUCAUUUAUUUAUCCUGCAGAGCUUGAAAUGCCUUAUCAGGUGUACGACUCUGCACGAGCAGAGUCACUUGCUGCUGCUAGACAAGAAUCCAUAACCAUGCAACAACCACAGCAGUUUGCACAAAUAAUUACCAUGCCAGCUGAAAAGGACUUUCCAGUGGUUGGCUAUGAAGCUGAAGUAUCUUACAGAAGGAGAUCAAUUCCAUUAUCAGAACAGCAACCAGAAGUCUCAACUCAUCCAUGUGAAUAUGACCAUUUACUGGACACAAUAACCCAAGAUGCACACACCCAUAUAAGCCCAGUAGCCUCUGUACCAGAGAUUCCACUGAGUGUAUCUGUGGCUCCAGUCACCAUCACCAAAAUUCAACAAGAGUCAAUUGAGAGCAAAGAGAUAAGAGGACCAGAAAAAAUGGUCUCCAGUAUGAGUCACAUGUAUUCCUCUUCGAUUUCCACCUCAAGUCAGCCUCCUGAAAGCCUGUCUAGUCGGGUCACUCAAGUGGUCACCACUGAAGUUCAACGGACUACUGUUUCUGUUGUCCAUGAAAGACUCCAACAAGUUCCUCCACAAAGCAUAGCCAUCACCAUACAACCAGACAUAGCAAAAGUCCAACCCCUCCCUAAACAAAAUGGCAGGAUUAUUUAUCCUAGUGAUAUUAUUGAUUUACGCACUAUCAAGUCAGGCAUAAAAAUGACAGAGCAAGGCAUGGAUCUGACGCCACCUGAGUCUUGCCGACAGUCUGUUUCAAGUGACUCAAGUGGACGUCAUAUUACUGCAGUGCAGCCUGAGAUUGUAAAUCUUAGUGCUGAGCUUAUCCCUGCAACAACACUGUCUGUUGUUACUGACAGCAUCACAAUAGUCACAUGCACAGCAACCAUUGCUUCAUACAAUACCACUCCAGCAGAGAAACCACUUGAUUUACAGGGUCCUGUUGCAUCACUGCCAUUACCACUCACCACAUCCACAUACAAGCCAUUCGAACCACUCGCACAAAUUGUCUACAGACCUGUAAAGGCCUCACCUGUAUUCACUGAUGUAGUAUCUAUGACUCAAGACAUACCCAUGAAUCUUUCCAUUGAAGCUCUUGUCUCCUCUGGAGGAAAACAGUCAUUGACUUCAGCACCAACAAUUAUCAGCAAUGUAGGCCCUGUUGUCUCUCUUGAGGCUACGGGAGCCAUGGACUUGUCAAACUAUAAACCAAUGAGGGCAAUUGUGGCAUUGUCUGAUACAGACCAAGGAGUGGUGACCUCUAUUGUCGAGGAUGAUGGGGUUCCAAUUGACCUGACUGCUGGCAGAAGGAGCAUCUGCUGUGAUGUAAUUUACAAGUUACCAUUUACCGGAAGCUGCAGAACACAAGCUCCUGUAACAACUCAACCUGACAACCAUUCUGGCUUCAAAGAUCAUGCAGGACUGUAUAGCAUUAAAGGUACUAAUGGGAUAAAAGCAUCCUUAUCUGAGACUAAUCUAACAAGCACGGGACUGUCCAUCUAUGACCUCAAAAAUGACUACUUCAGCGGCUCUUUUGACACAGCUGUCGACCUAACUGCUGCUAAGCUUUCAGCUGGCGAGGCACUAGACUACACAAGCAAAGCAACCAAUGUCUACUCUGCGAUGAUUACUUCACCAUACUCCCAGGUUCCUGCUGCUGGGUUUGGUGUAAAUAGUGCUUUAAGAACCUCAGAUGGAAUAGUUUAUUCCUCCGUUGCAGCACCAGUUCCAUCCACAUAUGCAAUUACAACUCAACCAGGUUCCAUCUUCAGCACUACUUUUACCCCUAUAUCAACUGUGCAGGAUCAGUCCUUACUGCAUUCAUAUGGAUUUGUUCCAACAGAGUCAGGGCAGCUUGUUCCCUUUGAGGCAGAGCUAUCUAAAGAAUUCUUCCCUACAGCCCUGGCCGAUAUAAUAACCGGCUACCCCGAAAUGUACUCAGACACCACCCUGGAAGCAAUUGCUGCUUCUUUAGAUGUUCUAGCUUCUUCACCAAUAUUUCCAGGCUUAGACAACACCAAAAUGGCCCAGUAUCAGAUGGAGAGGGAGUUUCUAGAGUUAGAGAAGCUUAAGCAGCUAUGUCUUGCUGAGGAGCUGGAAUGGGAAAGACAAGAAAUUCAGCGUUACAGAGAACAGGAGCAACUUAUGGUGCAAAGAGAACUUGAAGAACUUCAAGCACUGAAACAGCAGCUUCUUCUUCAGCAAGAAGAGGAACAUCAUGCACACAUGGUGGCCCAACAGGAGACCUAUGCUCAACAGAAAGAACAGUUGCAGCAAAUCCAACAACUCCAACUCCAACUCCAGAGGCAACUUGAUGAGCACUACAGCAGUACUGGUAUGACAGGAAACCUUUUAGAAGCUAAAUAUGCAGGGGUAGGAGACAGUGGUCAGUACUGGCCUGUAAAAGAUGAGUCUACACUUCCAUCUACAUUAGCACAAACAGAACAACACCAUGAACAGCUUAACAUAGUAAAACUUCCAGCUGACCAGGAUCUAGGGAAAAAAAUCCUUGACAGCGGUGUACAAACAGAUGAUGAAGACUCUGCAGAAAAGCAACAAAUGGGAAGAAAAAAGAAAACAAAGAGAAACAUUGAUAGCUCAGCUCAGUCUGAUGAUGAUGAACAAGAGGAGUGGGAUGCCCCCACCAAAGUUCGACGUCGUUCUCGAAAGCAUAGCAGUGAUGGAAAACAUGGCUCCAAGGUGUCUAGCAUUGCCAUCCAGACAGUAGCAGAAAUUUCUGUGCAGACUGACCACUCUGGAACUAUCAAGAAACCCAAUGUCCAAAUGGACACUAAGAUAGAAAUCAUUAAGCACAUAUCAUCUCCAGAGAACUUUCACAGAGGUGGCAGUCUGAGCUGUCAGACAGACACAGACAGAAGGAAUUCACCUGUUGAUGUUGGAUAUAGCACACAACUAACGGCAGAUGUCCCCUCUAAAGCUAAAGUUCUCUACAGCCAAGUCUCUCCGUUAUCUCCAGAAAAGUCCUAUGGAGGACAAAGAAUGCUAACUGCUGACCCAUCCAGAUUUUCCUCUGGCCCUCGGAGUUUAAAAGCUGGCCAAAAGUCUCUGUCAGAUCCUAAAUCUCUUAGUCCUUCAACAGAAGACAGAAUUGGAGGAUACUAUACCGAAGGCUAUUCUGUCAGAGGGUCUUCUUCUUCUAGCAGUGGUAAGAAAGUAAAGCGAACCCUACCAGACCCCCCUCCUGAGGAUGACAUGUUGGCGGGAAGAUCUGGAUAUAGCACCAACUCUGCUCGUCGCCGUCUUGCUCGCAGCACAACAAUGGCCCGAGCAAAGAUUCUGCAAGAUAUAGACAAGGAACUUGAUCUGGUGGAGAGGGAAUCCUCUAAACUACGCAAGAAACAAGCUGAGCUUGAUGAAGAGGAAAAGGAGAUUGAUGCCAAGUUGCGAUAUCUGGAGAUGGGUAUAAACCGUCGAAAGGAGGUCUUGUUAAAGGAAAGAGAAAAGAGAGAAAGGGCAUAUCUCCAGGGGGUGGCGGAGGAAAGAGACUACAUGUCAGACAGUGAGGUUGGCAACAUAAGAGAAACUCGGGGGGAAGGCCUGGAAAGACCACGGACUGCUCCUCAGUCAGAAUUUGAUCAAUUCAUCCCUCCCCAAACUGAGGCUGAUUCCCAAUACAACACCCUUACAAGUCCCUAUUCGCAAUAUGGUCAGUAUGUUCCUCAGACCCAAACCACAAGCCAUUACACCCAGCAGAAUUUGUAUCAGCAGCAGUCCCUAUACCAUCAACAGGUGUCUCCUUACCAAACACUAUCGCUCUCCCAUGCUCAAGCUCAGCCUAGCAGCUACCAACAUGCUUUGCUUUUGCAACAAGGAAAGCAGCGUCAAACCGCCUUGUCUGAGUUAGAGCCCAAAAUUACCACCAACUAUGAGGUGAUACGCAACCAACCUCUGCUCAUUGUUCCAUCUUCUACAGAAAGUGGCUAUGGGGUUGCUCACAUGGGUGGGAAGUAUGGCAACUUAGAUUUGAGGUUAGAGGAAAGAAGCAUGGCCUCUAGUCCAAUGUCAAGUAUUUCUGCUGAUUCUUUCUAUGCUGAUAUUGACCAUCACAAUGCCAGGAACUAUGUGCUUAUAGAGGACAUAGGAGAGCUUACCAAGGCUUCAACAGGACUUGGCAGUUCUGCCAUGGGUUCUGGAUUUAACCUACCUGAUAAAGAGCUAUCAAAAGCAGACAGACUACUCAGGGCAGCUGAAGCCAGACGUACAGCAGAGGUAGCUGAAUUUUUGGGCUCAUCACGCUAUGGAAAAGGAGAAGAUGACUCUAUGGAGGAGCCCUAUGAACUGAAGUUGCUGAAGCAACAAAUCAAGCAAGAGUUUAGGCGGGGAACUGAAGGGCUAGAACAUUUAACAGGCCUUGGCCUUUCCCAGUAUCUCUCGAGUGAUAGCAGUUUUCGCCAUUUCCCUAAAGGGGAGAAAUAUAGCAUUGGAAGACUCACUCUUGAAAAGCAGGCUGCAAAGAAUCUUCCCGCAGCUAUGCUUUACCAGAAACAGAUGAAGAACAAAAAAGCAUUGCUCGACUCAAAGGCCAUCACAAAAUUUUCCCCAAUUCAGGAGAAUAGGGACCUUGAGCCAGAAUUUGGUACCUACAUGGGAUCUGGAACUUCUUCUGUGUCCAGUCUAGCAGCUAGGGCUAGGUUACUUCAGGAUGAAAUUACAUUUGGGUUAAGAAAAAAUUUGUCUGAGCAGCAAAAAUAUUUGGGGUCUUCUUUAGGAGCCAACCUUUCAGGUUCUCUUAACCUUGGCCAGUCUCUUAGCUUAGGAUCCUCUAUCAGAGGCAACAUUCAGGAGGAUGGCACAUAUCCAAGUGGCACUCGAUCCCGUCCCUCUUCUCGACCCUCUUCCCGACCAUCUUCUAUAUAUGGCUUAGAUCUGUCUAUCAAAAGGGAUUUGUCUAGUUCCUCACUCAGACUAAAGACAGAGGGGGAGGUCCUGGACGCAGCAUUUGCUCCUGGAGUCUCCAGAGCAAAACCUACUAGUUUGCCUAUCAGCCAAAGCCGGGGCCGUAUCCCCAUUGUGGCUCAGAACUCUGAGGAAGAAAGUCCUCUGAGCCCAGUGGGGCAGCCUAUGGGUAUGGCUAGAGCUUCUGCUGGUCCUCUGCCUCCCAUUUCUGCUGACUCUAGGGAUCAAUUCGGGUCUAGCCAUUCCUUGCCAGAAGUACAACAGCAUAUGAGGGAGGAAUCUCGGACACGUGGCUACGAUAGAGAUAUCGCAUUCAUCAUGGAUGAUCUGCAAGGUGCCAUGUCUGACAGUGAAGCCGGAGGCCCAAACUGGAAUAUAGAAGCCUACCACUUGAGGAGAGAGGACACAGAUUGGUUUGAUAAGCCAAGAGAAGGGCAGCCUCAGAGUGGAUACAUGUCAGAUAGGAGACAGAUGAAAUUGGUUCCUUACACCUUCCCUCACACUCGUGUGAAGCUUAAGAGAGAUAUGACAGACACCAGCGUCUCAGGCAAUGGACUUGGAGUCCGUGUUGUUGGUGGUAAGGAGAUUCCAGGCAGUCGUGGUGAGAUUGGAACCUACAUUGCUAAGGUUAUUCCUGGAGGCAUGGCGGAACAAACAGGGAAAAUUGUAGAGGGGAUGCAGGUGUUGGAAUGGAAUGGAGUUCCACUAACAGGGAAGACUUAUGAAGAAGUGCAGUGCAUUAUGGGCAAGGCUGGUACAGAGGCGGAGCUCUGUGUGAGACUCAGUGACCUUAAUAUGCUGUCUGACCCUGAGCACCCACAGGCCCUGGAUCACCAUAUCCAACUCAAGGCUGCAGGAGGUCAGCGAUCUCCUGGUGUGGAUCCUAAACAGUUAGCUGCAGAGCUCCAAAAGGUAUCCCAACAGCAAACUCCUGACAUAACAGGAACAGGGCCUGGGAGCUUCGGAGUCCUGUCCGCAUUGGAACGUUCGGCCCUCCUCCACUCGGGCCCUGGGUCAGCAGCCUCAAGUGGGGUCCCAAGCCCUGGGCAACCGGGAUCCCCUGCCAUCAACAAGAAACAACGCCACAAGCCAACAGAGGUGAUGAAAGCACCUCAUCCCAUCACUGGAGAAAUUCAGCUCCAGAUUAACUAUGACAGAAAUCUGGGAAACUUGAUCGUACAUGUUCUGCAGGCAAGAAACUUGGCCCCCCGAGAAAAUGACGGUUACUCUGACCCUUUCGUGAAGGUCUACCUUUUACCAGGGAGAGGCCAAGUCAUGGUUGUCCAGAAUGCAAGUGCUGAUAACAAGAGAAGGACCAAGUAUGCACAGAAGACAACAAAUCCAGAAUGGAACCAGACUGUCAUCUACAAGAACAUCCAUUUGGAGCAGUUAAAGAAAAAGACACUGGAAGUAACAGUGUGGGACUAUGACAGAUCCUCCUCCAAUGACUUUCUUGGAGAAGUUCUGAUUGACUUGUCAAACACAGCUCAACUGGACAACACUCCCCGCUGGCUGCCUUUGAAAGAGCAGAGUGAAAGCAUCGAACAGAGCAGAAGUCACCAUGCUUCCCAAGCUCCACCAGGGUCUGGGUCAGGACAGGGUCAUGGUCAGGGACAUUUCACAUGUCAGGGUCAUGUGUCAGGAUCUGGACAGGGACAUGGAAUGGGACAAAGUCAAGGACCAGGACAGGGAGAUCUGAGUCAUGAUUCACCUAAGAACUCUGUGAUCAAGAGCAGAAGCCAUGGAAUCUUCCCCGACCCAGCCAAAGACAUGCAAAUGUUACCUUUGGAAAAGUCCCACAGCAGCCCGGGCAGCUCCAAGUCUUCCUCUGAUGGCCAACUGCGUUCGCAUGGCCCAUCCCGAAGUCAAAGCAAGAGUAGUGUCACUCAAGCCCACCUUGAAGAUGCUGGGAUAGCCAUUGCUGCCGCAGAGGCUGCCGUGCAGCAGUCCCGCCUGCAACCAAGACCGGGACACCGACUAGGUGAUGUCUCAGGGUCAGUGGUGCUGUCUGCCCCAAGCCUUGUUGGAGAUGCCUACGGUGGUCUGGAUGGGGAAGAAGGGGUGGGCAUUGGAGUGGACAGUGCCAUUUUUCAAGUCCCACGAAUUGGUAAGACUAUUCCUAAUGGUACCGACAAAAAUCAACAAAUCACUCCAGAAAAUGAAGGUGGAAAAACUCAAGUAAUUGGGGAAAUUAAGGUUGCUCUUAAGAAGGAGGUGAAGACGGAGGGAGACCAGCUGGUCCUAGAAAUCCUUCAGUGCAGAAAUAUCACUUAUAAGUUCAAAAGCCCGGACCAUCUGCCAGACCUAUAUGUCAAGUUGUAUGUGGUUAAUGUAGCCACUCAGAAGAGGAUCAUCAAGAAAAAGACCAGAGUUUGUCGACAUGACCGAGAGCCUUCCUUUAAUGAGACCUUCAGAUUCCCCCUCAACCCAACGGGACAUUCAAUACAGCUGUUCUUGGUGUCCAACGGUGGGAAGUUUGUGAAGAAGACUUUGAUAGGUGAAGCCUACAUCUGGCUUGACAAGGUGGACAUGAGGAAGAGAGUGGUCAGCUGGCACAAACUGUUCGUCAGCUCUAACUUGACUAACCCUUGAGUGCAAAACAGCAAUUUGAAAGAAAUAAUAGGCAAAAGUGAAGAAAGAAGACAAAAGAGUAACAUAACAGAAAUAUUAAAGAAAUUAUGUAUUGAGUUUAUAGAUCUUUAGAUCAAGGGAAUUAUGUGACGAUAACAUUGCAUGUCUUGUCAGUCCAACACUGCCAGCGCAUGUUUCCCUCUUCUAAUGUCAGUUCUCUUUAGACUUUGCGUGGAUCCAAACAUGCAAAGGCAGUUGCAGACUGAUAUUUCCCUGCAAUAUGGCUUAAAGACAGUUAUGUUUUUGAUAACAUAGUUCAGUCCAUAAGAAUAAUUUUGAUAUUGCACGAGAGAACUUCACCAACUAACUCAAGAAAAAGUUAGACAAUUUUGAUUCAUUUAAAAAAUGUAUGUAAUUGUUACGAAACUUUACAGACAUCAGUGGUGUGGAACGCAUAAUUAUUUGUUAAUGACAGAACUUCUAAUUUAUGUCUGAAAAAAUAUGAGACUGUUGAACUUUUGCUGUGGGAUGAAGAUGAACUGUACAGCACUUCUAACAUUUCUGUUAUCCCACAUGCAGACCACAGAGCAUAUCAAAGAAUUGUACAGUGUGAUAUAUUAAAACCUUAAAAUUAACAUAUACAGAAUAUAACUAAAUACAACACGGAGUAUAAGAGUUAUUCUCUUGUUGUCAGAUUAUAUUAUCAGAUAAUAUCAACAAAAGUUCUAGGUUGAGGCAGUGGGUGGUGCACUGACAAUCCAGUAAUCUAAUGUAAAAGCAGUCCUCAUAACAUUUAGGUGAAUAUGGACCUUUGUGAGCUCAAGGUAGGCCAUAUUGUCACACUGAUGCACCUCUGUGUUGAACAGGCCACCAAUCAUGGGCCAAGUCAACAUCAAUGGAUAAAUUAUAUAACACAAGCUAUUUAGGGGGGAGACUAGAAAAAAGAAUAGCAUCUUGCACAUGCUGUGUUGAAUGUAACAAAUGUUACAAUUGUUCAGAAUGACAGACGUUUACACAUCUGUGUCAUUUGUGCAACAUUUUACUCUUAGUUUGCUGCAGUUUUUUCCUCUGUGUAGGUCUCUUCAUGUUAUCAUUGUUGCUAUGGACAUGUAAAUGAUAGAAGUUGUGUCAAAACCACGUGUAAAUCUAGAAGCUCUGUGUGACUGCUCUGCUGUCUCUGUGUUAGCAAAGACCUUCUAUUUUGGCUUUAUCUGGAAAUAAUUUCAAAAUGUAGAUAAAAAAAAAAAGUCAAAUGCUCCUCUGUGUCUCUGGCUGUAAAACACACAAAAAAACGUUUUGUCUCAGUGACUCCUGUUAAACACAGUGGACCAGCAUCUUUCACUGCCUGUGAUCAAAUUAUUUUCUCAGGCAUGAUCAGGGUCAGAGGAACACAUAGAGCCAAGUCUCAGUACCCAUGUGUAUGCAGGGGACCCAUAUAUGUAUGUUCUUGUUCAUAUUUUAAUAUUUUGCAACCACAUCAAUAAAAUCAGAAAAGAAGAUAAAGAAAAAAAUGUGAGAAAAAAAAUUAAAGAGAACUACUGUCAGUGUGUUUAAUUGUAAAGUAGGGCUGAUACAACUUUCCAUCAAGAAACACACAAAGAGCAAGAUGUCACUCAUACAUUAAGGUAUAGUGCAGAAGAUACCAUACUCAAAAUGGUAAAAUAUUUGUUGUGCCAUCCACUACUUAUUUCCUUUUUAUGUAUUAAAGAGGGGGUAUUAUGUAAAAU